GUGGGCUAUUCACUUCUAGCUCCUCAUAUGAAGCUGCCAUUCUAUUUAGUCAUCAACAGUUUUCAUCAUAGCUAUCCUCACCUUACGAGUUAGCCCUCAUUCAGUGUAUGAUGUGCCUCUAGUUAGGACAUCUUUCAUGGAAUCUUGCAGCGCGGGCUGGCAAUGUCACUGGAAUAAGCGCUAUGCUUAUAUUUGUACAUCACUGAUAAACUGUCACCUCUAAUGCUUUCUCACACGCCUCAGCAUGGCCACUACUCAGACAUUACCCGCAUUUGAUCAUACCUCGAGCUUGGACUCGGGGAAUCCGUCACGCAGAAAAUCGCGACAGAAUGCAGCUACUGGUGCCUCUGCUGCGGGGGUGCGUGCUCUUAGUGCACAAUUGGUUGCAUUUUACUUCAGAGCACCUAUCAAGGCAUUUUUUCGCACCCGAGUUGAUUAUAUGGCCUUCGCUAGAGCUGUCAAUCCUCAUUCUGCGAAAACCGGUUGGUCUCUGCACACAACUACUCCGGGGUUACUUGUCCAUGCCGUUCGCACAUAUGGGUGGCGCUUCAUCCCUAAUCAAGUUAUGCCACCUCUCCUAGCGAAUGCUGGAAUUGGAGCCGUCCUUUACACGUCAUAUCUACAAGUCCUUGGCGCUUUGUACGAACCGGCGUCCCAAGGCAUCAAACGCGUAUAUCCACCUGCUCCCCCUUCAAACACAUUUGCAGCUGGGUUUAUAGCGGGUACAAUUCAGUCAGUAGUAGCCGCUCCUCUGGAUGCGCUUCAGGUCCGUCUCCGAGCGAGUGACUUGCUUGAGGGCCCAUACAAGAGCAUGUGGCAUUAUGGCCGCCAUAAACUCAAUCAAAUUGGAGUCCGUGGUAUAUUCGCAGGGUGGGGUUUAUCCUUCACUCGCGACGCUUUUGGUUAUGCAGUAUUUUUCUCUUUCUUCGAGUUCGUGAAGUCGCAGGCCUACUAUUCAUUUCUGACCUGGUACUACGGCUCACGGCGGACUCAUUACGCGGAACAGUUACAGCACAUCCAAUCGAGUGACCGCGGCGUACCGCUCAUAAGGCCACAUUAUGCUCUGGAGCCAUGUUUCUUGAUGGCUGCAGGUGUUGCAGCUUCAGUUGCUCAACAGAGUAUACAGCACCCGCUAAGUGCUAUCCAAAGUCUCCAUGUUGCUCGCCUGGAAUACAUUGACCAUCAAGCGAGUCUUCAUCCUUCAAGACGAGAAAUGCUACGCCUGUAUUACUCUGCAUACCAAGAAACCUUGAAGAGAUGCAGGAGAAAGGCAUCCAGAGCAGGUGGCUGGCGUCGUUGGCUGUUCCGUGGGUUUGCAAGGGACGCCAUCCGUCAAGUACCUAGCACUAGUGCAGGCUUGGUGAUAUUCGAGCUGGUGCGUCGUAAGUACGCUAAUAUGGCAGACGCUGUAUAUAUCCAGAAAGAUGGCUAUGACAUUCUUUUGACAUGAUAAAUAUGCUGGUUUAAUCAUUGCGCUUCCCCCAGGGGGAAGAAAAAGCCAUUGGCUAUCGAGAA
Messenger RNA from Aspergillus costaricaensis CBS 115574, 1515 nucleotides. RefSeq names its product putative mitochondrial carrier protein. Gene Ontology annotation, molecular function: L-ornithine transmembrane transporter activity. The transcript is spliced from 4 exons. Gene Ontology annotation, biological process: mitochondrial L-ornithine transmembrane transport. The coding region runs from base 245 to 1450 and encodes 401 amino acids. Lineage: Eukaryota; Fungi; Ascomycota; Eurotiomycetes; Eurotiales; Aspergillaceae. The record is from RefSeq and is a predicted model, not a curated record.